CGCCUUUUUACGCUGUGAAAUUAUUUAGAAAAAUUGCAUACAAAAUUAACAGCUAAUCAUUCGACGAUAACAAAAUCUAUAACAAGAUAAUAUAGAAGAACCUUUGGAAGUCCGAAAAAAGCUGUCAAACAUUUAUAAACAGACGAACAAAGUUCAGAGAGCCACAUGGGAACUAUAUCGCUGAGUGACUACGAGGAUGUGCGCAUCUGGGUGCCCUGGGGUCACGUUGCGGGUCGCUGGUAUGGCAAUCGAUCGGAACGUCCCAUUUUGGCCAUUCACGGCUGGCUGGACAAUCUGGGCACCUUUGAUAGACUGAUACCCUUGCUGCCCGACUAUCUGGGCGUGUUGUGCAUUGAUCUGCCUGGGCAUGGGUGCUCCGCAUGGCUACCAGCGGGCAUGCACUACAGCACGGCCGAGUUCAUCCUCAUCAUAACACGUGUUAUGAAGGAGUACAAGUGGUCAAAGGUCUCGUUGAUGGGCCACUCGCUGGGCGGCGUCUUGUGCUACAUUUACACUGCACUCGCACCACACACUGUCGACCUGGUCAUCUCAUUGGACAUACUUCUAAGCCCUUUAGAGUCGCCUGAAGUUUUGGAUUACUUGGCUUACUUUUUGGACAAGCGCCUGGUGGAGGCUGAGCGCAUUGAAGAGGCUUCAAUGCGAGAGCCACCUUCCUACACGCUGGCCCAGCUGCGCAGUGCCCUCAGCGAGGGCAGCAACGACUCGGUGCCGCCAGAACUUGCACAGCAUUUGCUGCCCCGGAGCGUGGCCAGGUCCCAGAUGUAUCCGGAGAAGUAUUACAUUUCAAGGGAUGGCCGCACCAAGUGCCACAAUGUAUUGCUGAUCAAUUCCGGCCUCGCAGCUGAAAUGGCACGGCGCAUCAAGAAAAAUCCCUAUCUCGUCAUAAAGGGAACAGAUUCCUCCUACAUAAGCUCCAAUGACGACGAGCUUAUCAACAUUUUAAGAAACCAAAACACCCACUUUGAAUACCACGAAGUGCCCGGCACUCAUCAUGUGCAUCUAGUGAGCCCCGUACUGUGUGCCCAGCAUAUAGUUCCCUUUCUGAGGCACCAUCGACCGCCCACAGUCUCCAGUUGGUCGACAGCUGGCGAGGAGCAAAGGUUGAGCUCACGGGAGCAUCGCCUAGCACAGGAGAAUUUCUAUGCAAGGCGUCUGAGUACUCUAUAAGGGUACAAGGGGAGAAGCAUAUGCAAUAAACUUGAACAAUGUGAUAAAGUUAACUAAAGCUAAAGCUACUGAUUGGAACGUAGAGCGCAAUAUGAAGGCGUCUAAGCAGAAUCAAAUCCGAAAGUGAAGCUGCUUUUCGGUUAAGCUUUUGGUGAGAUUAAUGCCUGAUAAGCAAUUAACGCCCUGCAUAACUGGCGCCUGCUUUAUUUAUUGAAAGUAACAGUGAAUUAAAAGCUUUUGUUUUAUUUUGAUUUACUUUAUACAGCUUUCGCUCCAGUACAAAAAUGAAAUUCGCCGAACUGGGCCAACCGCUGAGCGGAGCCUUGAGCUUACAUCUUCAAGCUAUAAAAUAUAAAUUUAUUUAAAUAAGACUGCU
Messenger RNA from Drosophila novamexicana, 1564 nucleotides. RefSeq names its product serine hydrolase-like protein. Lineage: Eukaryota; Metazoa; Arthropoda; Insecta; Diptera; Drosophilidae. The record is from RefSeq and is a predicted model, not a curated record. Bases 166 to 1188 code for a protein of 340 amino acids. The transcript has 2 exons.